AAACGGCGGAUACUUCCUGUCACAUUCACCCAGAGGCUCCUCGUGUUCGUGCUUCUUUUAAUAAGAUUACUGUAUUUUGUGCACACAAACUCUCCUUUUCCGCGCGUUCAUUUUGGAGUCUCUGUCAGUUCUACAAAAUUUCCACAACUCAUCGUGCUAACAGCUAACGUUAGCGAAGUAAGCUAGCUGCUAAAGAAGAAACGGGGGCGACGUGCUCAUAUCUGCAGAUAUUUAGAAAUGUAACGUUAUCUGACCACCUUCUACUAUCCUUUCCUUCAAGGAAAUAAAAGACUCCAAGCAGCAGACUCUCGAAGGUUAUGGAGUAUAAUGGAUAACCGUGCGCCCUGUCAGUCGUGGGGGGCUCAGAAUGGCUGGUCCGCUACCUCGACCCCUCCAGGACCCCUGCUCAACCCGCUCCCCAGCUCUCAGCAUCUCGGCCCGGGCUCGUCUCCGGACCCGACGCCCUCCUACGACCACCGGCACGAGUCCCACCAGAGCUGCAUGAGCGACGCUCGCCACUCGGCGCUGUACAAGGCGUCUCUCCUCGGCGGCGACCCUCCACCGGACGCGCUGUUUGCCGACGCUGCGGCCCCCGGCUCCUCUCACGCCAUGUCCUUCCCCCCGCGGCCCUCUCACGCGCCACCGACGCUGCUGCCGGCCAGCCGGGGGAAAACCACCCCCCCGCCUUCUCUUCUCCACACGAGCCGAGCUCCACAGCCCUGUGGGCCCCCGCUUCUGCCGAUGUUCUCCCCCCACAGCCCUUACAAAGCCCCAUUUCAACCUGCGUUAUCCAAUCGGACUUUACCAAACGGACUCCUGCCCGUUGGCCUGCCGUCGUGUGGACAACAUGUAAGUACGUCUCCGGCUGCUUUUGAUGGAAUGCGUGGGGAGUUUUCUGGAAACACUCACCGCCGUGCCUCACCCACCCCUCAGCAGCAGAGUCAGUGGACGCCUUCAUCCCACCGCAGGGCGGCUGGAGAGGAAUCUGUCUCUGUCACGGCGCCUCAUCCUGAAAACCAGCUGUCGCAGGACGGGAAGAUCAGUGCAGCGACCAACAACGAGAGACAACGUCAAGUGCUUUUACAUCAGCGUGCACAACUGCUUCAACAAGUGGCCGAGCUGGAUAAACUUCUGGAAUCAAUACGGCCAGAGGAGAGCCGUGAGGACAAGUCUCCACACGGAGCUCCUCAGUCUCCUCCAUCGAUGGAUGAUGAUUCAUCUCAAUGUGAACAAUCUGAGCCCAGUGAUGCACGGCAGCUUCCGCUGUCUGCAGGAAACCCAAAGUCACAACUUUCCUCCGGUUGUUCAUCUGCCGCCUCCUGUGACGAACAAAGCGCUGCCUCCGACACACCAAGCGGUCCGAUGUCAGCAGGAGAAUCCGAGAAAGAAGAAAGCGAGUCGGCCGAUGACAGCGACUUCUCUGACUUCCUGUCUGACUCUGACUGGGGCUCCUCGGCAGAAUCCAGCCCCGGCACUCCCUCGGCCCCCCCGGGAGAGGAGCCUCCUCCGCCAGAUCAGAAAGGAGGAGAAUCGGCAAGUUCUUUGGCUCGAGAAGAAAGCGUCACUCCCCCAAAAAAGAUCCGGCCCACCAAUCCCAGGAAUUCUUUCGAAACCGUCGUGCUGCCGAGUUCAAAUUCUAAAACGGUUCGCGUCUACGACCGGAGGAACUACUGCUUGUUCUGCAACAAUCCGUUAUCCAAAAUGUCCCGACAUUUUGAGCGGAUCCACGGCGACAAACCGGAGGUCGCAGCUGCCUUUCAGUACCCCAAGAAAUCCAGAGAGAGGCAUAAAAUCUGGAACCGACUAAUAAAUCAGGGAAACUUUGCUCAUAACAAGGAGGUCUUGAAAACGGGGCGGGGCCAACUGGUUUCCCGAAAAAGGCCGAGCACAACUCAGAGGGCCCAAGACUUUCUUCACUGCCUGUACUGCCGAGGCCUUUUCAUCAAGAAAGCGCUGCACAGGCACAUGAAAUCGUGCCCGGAGAAAGCGGCCCACGGCGGCGACGAGCCGGAGCUCGGCAGGCGGCGCCUGGCUUUGCGCUGCGUGCUGGAGACCUUGGAGGACCUCGGGAUCAGCGACGGCUUCAAGAACAUCAUGUCCCCGAUGGUGUUCGACGACGUGACCCAGGCCAUCAUGGCGGACGAGAUCAUCUUGCAGUACGGCGAGGAGCUCUUCAGCCAGCAGGGAUCCGAUCCCAAGAAGCACCACUACAUAAGGCAGAACCUCCGUCAGGUCGCGAGGCUGGUGCAGGAAGCGCGGGAGACCACCCCCCUGAAGAAGCUGGAGGACUUCUUUCUGCCGUCGGCGUUCCCGCACGUGGUGUCGGCGGUGAACGCCCUGGCGGCCUACGACCCGGAGAAGAAGACGUACGGCCUCCCGUCGCUCGCCAUCAAGCUCGGCUACAACCUCCAGAAGACCUGCGCCAUCGUCGAGGGCAACGCCGUGAGGCGCGGCGACGCCGGCUCGGCCGAGGCCGCGCGCAGCUUCCUCGCCGUGUACCACGACAAGUGGAACGCGCUGGUUUCGGGGGGCGCGUUGACGUCGCUGAGGGAAACCAAGCUGACCAAGGAGAAGAAGGUGCCGUUCGCCCAAGACGUAAAGCGGCUGAAUGCCCACAUGGAGGAAGUUCACCUCGUCGCCGAGAAGAAUCUCAGGGACGCGGCGACUGCGGAAAACUACGCCUCCCUGGCCAAGGUGACCCUCGCGCGCACGCUGCUCUUCAACCGGAGGAGCGUCGUGGAGGUGUCCUCGGUGGAGCUGUCGGCUUUCGCGUCCCGGAAGAAGUCCCGCGCGGUCGAUGGCGUCACCUUCUCGGAUCUGGAGAGGAGCAUGAGCGAGUUCUUCACGAGGAUCGACGUUCGAGGGAACACCGGGAAGAUGGUCCCCGUUUUCCUGAAGCCAUCCUUCGAGUCGGCCAUGGAGCUCCUCGUCAACGUGCGCAAGAAGUGCGGCGUCCCCAGGCAGAAUCCCUACGUCUUUGGCCGGCCGCAGACUCUGUCCGCCUACGGCGGGGCCGAGUGCAUCCAGAGGUUCGUCAAGGACUGCGGAGCCGAGGACCCUAAAGUGCUGACGACCGCCAAGAUCCGGAGGCACUACGGAGCGAUGCUGCAGCUGAUCAACCUGGACGCGGACGAGGCCGCCCAAAUUCUGGGCCCCAAUAAUCGAGUCCAAAGCCUGCGAGAGGACAGCGGCCUGUGGCCGGAGGUGGAGAUGGACUCUGAUGAUCUUUGCCAACAAAAAGCCCAGGAAGCAACGACAGACGCCAACACGACUCCACUUCUAACGUCAGACAAAGAAGGCUCCAAAUACAGGGGCAAACAUAAAUGGGAGGAAGAAGAGGUUCUUGCUGUUGAAAGACACAUGAUGCGUUUAAUCGAGGCUCACAAGGUCCCUCAGAAGACGGACUGCUUCCGGUGUCUCCAGGCCGAGCCAAAAGCACUGAAGAUGCGCUCGUGGAAAGGUGUGAAGGACUACGUGAGAAACCGGAUCACCGCGCUGAAAAGGCAAGGAAGAACUCCCACAGCCCCGACAUGAAGCGCGAGCAGGCCGGCUCGAGUGGAAACGCAGAAGACUACUGGGCAUUCUCUGCAGUUAUAGAAGGGAUAUUUGGUCUUUUGUUUUUCCUACUAGCAGCUUCACCUCCCUCUGUUCCUCUGCUCGUCUUUCAUUGGUUCUCCUUCUGCGUCUCUUGUCCUGUUGUAUCAGGUAUACUGCAUUGUGUUUGACUUUCUACUACAGCUUUACCACCAAUAAAGUACAGUUCGUCUGAACAAAGCACACGUUAA
Messenger RNA from Gasterosteus aculeatus aculeatus (three-spined stickleback), 3785 nucleotides. RefSeq lists its product as uncharacterized. The record is from RefSeq and is a predicted model, not a curated record. NCBI's taxonomy places the organism in Eukaryota, Metazoa, Chordata, Actinopteri, Perciformes, Gasterosteidae.